Molecule: messenger RNA, 1714 nt
Organism: Populus trichocarpa (black cottonwood)
Lineage: Eukaryota; Viridiplantae; Streptophyta; Magnoliopsida; Malpighiales; Salicaceae
Product: 2-oxoglutarate and iron-dependent oxygenase domain-containing protein CP2
Exons: 8
Coding region: 229-1251 (340 amino acids)
Molecular function (GO): L-ascorbic acid binding; iron ion binding; oxidoreductase activity, acting on paired donors, with incorporation or reduction of molecular oxygen
Source: RefSeq, a predicted model, not a curated record
CUAACACUUGUGCUCUGAAAAUGAUAAAAAAUACGAUAACCUUCUGACCAAACCCUAACUGCAACAACAAAAACUCUCAUUUCACGCUCGCAACCAACACUACCAGAAUUCCCGAAAAAACAUAAACAAAACCCUAAUUCUCCUGAAAAAUAUUACCGUUUCAUCCUCAAUCAAUGCAGUGAAGCAAAACCCUAACACUCUCCAAACCUCUACAGACUGACCUUCAUCAUGUCGGGGGAUCGCCGGGAAUCACCUCCGGUGAUCGGAGGAGGAAACGGUGUGGUUGAACCGGAGAAAAAACCAGCUCCAGUGAUUGUGCCGAGUCAGAGGCUGAGACUACACGCUAACAAGGAUCACAUGCCGGAGAGCUAUGAAGAUCUGCAACUGGAUUUUUGUCCUUCGAUUUUUAGCUCGCUGGAGAAAUACUUGCCGCCGAAUAUGCUUCAUGAUAGUAGAGAAGAGAAAGUGAAGUUCAUGAGAGAUAUUCUAUUAAAGUAUUUGCCACAUGGAGAGCGAACCAGAGCUCAGAAACAUAGAGAAUACAGGCAGAAGAUAAUAUCGCAUUAUAAGCCUUUGAAAAGAGAGUUAUACACAAUGCACCCUGUUACUUUCUUUGUCCCCUCCUUCAUGAAAGCAAUCAAUGAUAAUACAGAGGACAGUCUUAGAAGCAUAAUAUCAGAACCCUCUCCUGGUGUGCUCACAUUUGAGAUGCUUCAGCCACGCUUUUGUGAAUUGCUAGUAGCAGAGGUUGAAAAUUUUGAGGCAUGGGUUAAUGAUACAAAAUUUCGAAUCAUGCGACCAAAUACGAUGAAUAAAUACGGAGCUGUUCUGGAUGAUUUUGGCCUUGAAACAAUGCUUGACAAGCUUAUGGAUGGUUUUAUCCGUCCUAUAUCUAAAGUUUUUUUUCCUGAUGUUGGUGGGGCAACUCUGGAUUCUCAUCAUGGUUUUGUUGUUGAAUAUGGCAAAGAUUGGGAUGUUGACUUAGGCUUUCAUGUGGAUGACUCUGAAGUAACUUUGAAUGUUUGCUUGGGUAAGCAAUUUUCUGGCGGAGAAUUGUUUUUCCGGGGCACAAGGUGUGAUAAACAUGUAAAUACAGGAAGUCAGCCAGAGGAAAUAUUUGAUUACUCUCAUAUUCCUGGACGAGCUGUGCUUCAUCUUGGUCGUCAUAGGCAUGGUGCUAGGGCCACAACAUCUGGUCAUAGGAUCAAUUUACUCCUGUGGUGCAGAAGGUUUUCUGGAAGAUUCAAUUGAGACCUAUUAGGAAAUUUAUGUGCAUGUACAAAGUUUUUUGGUGCACUGAAGAUUUUGUGCUUAUAUUGUCUACACUUUUCAGGUAAAUUUUUGCUUGACCUCUAUCUCUAUUAGCCUCUGUUUGAUCUAUUUGUAUGAGAACUUACUGGGUUCAUAGUUUUUUUUACGAUGCUUAUUUCCUUAUGCUAAAUGUACUUCCUCGAUCCCAUUAAUAGUUCUUCCUUCUGGUCUUUUAACUAUUUAAAGAGACACCUAAUGUUUAUGUUUAAUUGAAAUCGUUGAUGUUAUUAGAUAUCCAAGAGUAAUUUGUAAAGUCAUAGAUUACCAUAUAUUUUCAUUUGGAAAGUAGACAGAUAAAUUGAGGCAUUUCAGAAAGGAAUUGGGCAAGUGUAAAUAUGAGAUUGAAGUAGUAAUUUGCUUCUCACAUUGAACUUUACUUUUCCUAGCAAUUAUAAGGUAUUUA